This is a messenger RNA of Dujonia railenensis, 1905 nucleotides long. Lineage: Eukaryota; Fungi; Ascomycota; Pichiomycetes; Serinales; Debaryomycetaceae. The record is from the annotation of a GenBank genome assembly.
AUGACUUUAGACGAGAAAGAAACCGCAUUAGUAGAAAACCAGUCGUUUGACAAAGUUUCAACUGGAGAACAUUUAGAAGCCUUUCCAGAUGACCAGCAUUAUGACUAUGAAGACCCAAAGAAUUAUUUCGAUUACUACAUCGAUGAACAUAAUCCUAGGGGUUUAAGAAGACCAACUAAGGAAGAAUAUGGUUCUUUGAGGAGAAUUCUUGGACAUGCUCCUUAUGUAGCUUAUUUACUUUGUUUGGUCGAGUUAGCUGAAAGAGGUUCUUACUAUGGAGUCACUGGAUGUUUAGCAAACUUUAUUCAGAGACCUUUACCAAAAGAUGGUAACUCAGCUGGUGCUCCUACUAGGGGUACAUCGGAGCUGGCUGGUGCCUUGGGUAAAGGUUUGCAAGCAGCUUCUGGGUUGACUUUGUUGUUGACAUUUUUAGCCUAUGUUACCCCAUUAUAUGGUGGUUUUAUUGCUGAUACUAAAUUUGGUAAAUUCAAGGCCAUUUGGAUCGGUGUGAUUGUUGGAGCCAUCUCUCAUGUUUUAUUCAUUAUUGCUGCUCUUCCAACUGUCAUUUCUGGUGGAGCAGCUUUAGCUCCUACAAUUAUUGCAAUUCUUACAUUGGCUGUUGGUACUGGUUUUAUCAAGCCAAAUUUGUUACCAUUGUUAAUGGAUCAAUACCCUGUGGGUAUUGAUGUUGUAAAGGUCUUACCAAGUGGUGAAAAGGUUAUUGUUGAUCGUCAAAAGACUUUAGAAAGAAUGACUUUAGUCUUCUACUGGUCCAUUAAUGUUGGUGCAUUCUUACAAUUGGCAACUUCAUACUGUGAAAGACUUAUUGGUUUCUGGUUAGCUUUCUUGAUUCCUGGUAUCUUAUACUUUGUGAUGCCAAUUGUCUUAAUUUAUUUGAAACCAAGGGUCACCAAGACUGCCCCAGAAGGAACUGUUCUUACUCAAGCUUGGAGAGUUACAGCUGUCACUCUUAGAGGAAACUGGAUCAAAAGGUGGAAGAAUGGUGAGUUAUGGGAAUAUGCUAAACCAGCAAACAUGAUUGCCCGUGGUGAAGAAUAUUACAAGGAAAAGACGAAGUCACCAAUUACUUGGAAUGACAAGUGGGUUUUGGAUAUUAAACAGACUGUCAAUGCUUGUAAGAUUUUCGUAUGGUACCCAAUCUUUUUAAUUAAUGAUGGUGGUAUUGGUACGGUGCAAACUUCUCAAGCUGGUUCUAUGACUACUAACGGUGUUCCAAAUGAUUUGUUCAACAAUUUCAAUCCUUUGACCAUCAUUGUUUUCAUCCCAAUCUUGGAUUAUGUUAUUUACCCAACUUUGAGGAAGUAUAAGAUCCCAUUCAGACCAGUUUGGAGAAUCACAUUUGGUUUCGUUUUAGCUGCUCUUUCGCAAGUCGUUGGAGCUGUUAUUCAAUACAGAAUUUAUAAGACAUCUCCAUGUGGCUACUAUGCUACAACAUGUGACGAAGUUUCACCUCUCUCGGCUUGGCUCGAAGUCAUCUUGUUUAUUUUGCAAGCUGCUUCUGAAUGUUUUGCUAUGACAUCUGGUUAUGAAUUAGCAUACACAAGGUCUCCACCUCAGAUGAAGGGUCUCGUUAUGGCUAUCUUCUUAUUUAUGUCAGCUGUUUCUGCUGCUUUAUCUCAAGCUUUAGUCUCGACUUUAGUUGACCCUCAUUUAAUUUGGCCAUUUGCCGGUAUGGGAAUUGUUGGAUUCGUCGCUGCAGGUAUUUUCUUCUUCCAAUUCAGAAACUUACAUGAAGAAAUGGAAAUAGAAAGAGUUCAGAGAGAACUUUACCAACAAUCUUUAGGACUGGAAGAAAACCAUGAUAUCAAUGUUACCCUCGGUGCUAUCAUUGAUGACAAUAACUUGGAAGCAGUUACCUCAAUCAAGACAGGAGUGGGAAAAUAG